Molecule: messenger RNA, 927 nt
Organism: Paramecium tetraurelia
Lineage: Eukaryota; Ciliophora; Oligohymenophorea; Peniculida; Parameciidae
Exons: 2
Source: RefSeq, a predicted model, not a curated record
AUGAAUGAGCUAUUGGGAUAGAAAAGAAUUUUUAAAACUAUCAAAUUACAUUUGAGUAUUUCUUAUUGGAGUAGAAUAAUUCUAGAAAUUGUUCAAUAGAUAAUAAUAGCAAUAAAUCAUUUUAAACAGAAUAAUCAUCAAUAUAAUCAGGUUGCCUAGAGUAAUUCUGGUGUUUAUUUUAAGAAAUUUAUUAUGCCAAAAAGUAAUAAUACAAAUACUAUCUCUAAUAACUCUAAUUAUAAAGUAAUUACAAAUAUAAAUUUUGGUUAUUGUAAAAAUAGAGAAAAUUUUAUUCCUAAGUUUUUCAUUCCAUAUAAUUCGGAUUGGUUUCGUGAGAGAAUAAUGAAAUUUAAGAAAAAAAAUACUCGAUAUAUUUCUAUGAGAGGGAAACAGCAGAUAGACUUAAACUUGAAUGUGAUUUCUAUUUUAUAAACUGUACAUCUCCUUUCACUCAUAAUAAUAUCUAAUAUCAAUCUCCCAAUUAUUUUUUAAUAAUCUCUACUUAGGUAGACUAACUUAAAUCCUAACUUAAUUAAGAUCAGUCUAAAUCUUCUAUAAUUAAUUCAAAUCUUACAUAAAAUAUUACUUCUGCUUGAAAAAUAUAUACUAUUAAUACAUAUUCUAUUUCAUUUUCUAUACCACCUUAUAGUAUAAAGUGUAACCCUUUUUAUUAAAUGCAAAAUCAUUCAGUUCUCUAAUUUAUAUUAUGCGAAUUUAUCUCAUUAUUAGAUUUCCUGUAAAUAUUAUAACUUUCAACAUAUUCAUCGAAGUAAGGUUGUUAUUUUUGUAUAGCCCAUUCCAUUAUUAUCUUUCCAAAAGUUUCCUGGUGAAUCUGAAUAUUUCUAUUUUUUUUUUGAGUAGUUUUUAUUACAUUUACUCAAGCUUCUAAUAGUGCUACGUUUUGUUCACUAGAGACUUAAUCUCUGA